This is a messenger RNA of Nicotiana tabacum (common tobacco), 1811 nucleotides long. RefSeq lists its product as uncharacterized. The record is from RefSeq and is a predicted model, not a curated record. NCBI's taxonomy places the organism in Eukaryota, Viridiplantae, Streptophyta, Magnoliopsida, Solanales, Solanaceae.
ACGAAAAAAACCCCAUAAUACACCUAAUACCAAUUCUAUCAUCUUCAUAUUUUUCCUCCAUAUUUCCCUUUUUUUUUUUGCUCUUAGCUUGAAACAUUUUGUCUCUGAUUUACUUCAAGAUGUCAGCACAAUGUGUUAACAUGAAUAACUUCAACUUAUCUUUAAAGAUGAAAGAAGUAACAGCAGAAAAACAAGGAAUAAUGUCAAUUCUUGGAUCAAACACUGAUCAAAGAAGUAUUAAAGCUGCAGCUUCUAUUAGAAGAACUCUUUCAGCUGAUAUGUCUUCCAUUUCUAAAAAUGGUUUUUUCUCUUCAAUGAAGAAAAUUGCUUCCUCUGAAGAGCUAAUUGCUAUUUCCUCUGCUGCUGAUAUUUGUGAUUCUUCUUCUUCAGAUGGGGAAGAAGAUCAUGUUGAACAACUCAAAGAUCAGCCAAUUGGAACAUUUGAUUGGAGUUCAAUUCUAUCUUCAAAGAAUGAAGAAGCUGACUCAUCUAAGAUUCCACCUCCUUAUAUUCAUCCUCUUGUUAAAAGAUCAGGCAGUUCUUUGAGUAAGAAAAGUCUUGAAAUUUGUACUGAGAGUCUUGGAUCAGAGACUGGCUCUGAUUGCUUUUCCUCUUCACCUCCUAAAAAUGAAGACUUAGAAAAUAACAAAGAUGAUCAUCAUUAUCAUCAACAACAACAUUCCUCUGUCUCACAAUCCUUUGAGGAUAUUCCAGUUGUAAAAUAUAAUUAUAGAAAAAACUUAUCUUCACCUAGAUCUUUUCCUCCUCCUCUUCAUUCUGUUCACAUGCAAUCAUUCAGACAAAAUGGUAGAUUGGUUCUUGAAGCAGUUUCUGUUCCACCUAUGAACUAUUUCCAUGCCCAACGCGUUGAUGGCCGUCUUUGUCUCACCUAUAUCAAUCAAAAUGAUUCUACAGCUGAUCAGCCAGAACUAGAAAUCGCAAAUAUUGAUGAUCAAGUUGAAGAGUUUGAGCAAAUGUUCGACGAUAUUAGUGUGAUGGAAAAAAGUUCAAGAUUGUCGAAUGAGGUGAUACAUGUGAACAAAUCAUCAGCCCUGAUGAUGUUAGAGAAAAAGAAUCAACUAACAUGGUCUAAAUGUGUUAGUUUCAGCGUGACACCUGGUUAUUUCGAUAUUAGCAACAAGUUCAACAACUCACUGAACUCGAUGAUGGAACAUGAGGUGAAAGAUAGUAUCUUUAGAGAAUGCUACACUUGUCCCUCAUCGAUUACUCAAUCACCACCACCACCGGCGGCUGCAGUCUCUUUAAAUGCAUACGAUAACUUUUGGAGGAAGAAGCCAACAGUGGCAAACAUUGUGAAUAAUUCCACCACUGCAGACCAAUGCUUCAGCAAGAACAACUACUACACCAAUAAGAAAGUUUUUCUAGCAGCAGCAGAAGCCAAUGGUACUGAUCUCAAAGCCACUGGUACCACUAAGAUAGCAUCAUAUGAGCAGCAGCAGGACUUGGUGCUAAUUAGAGGGAACAAGGCAUCUAUGAACAAUUUGGUGCCUUUGUUGAGAAGUUGCAAAGAGCCAAAGAGAUCACUAAUAAUUUGGGAGCCUUACUGCAUUGCCACCUCCUAAUCAUCAUGAUCAUCAUCAUUAACUCAAAGUAUUAAUCAAAAUAUUUGAUUAGGUCCAUAUACAAAUAAAUAUAUUUAAUUUACAAAAAUGUAAUAUGGUAUCAUUACAAAUAUGAUUUUCCUCUCUUAGUUUUUACUCUUUUGUCAAAAAUGAGUUUUGUAUAGCCGAAUAAAGAAGAGAGAUCAAGAAAGAUUUCAAUGGAGGUCAAUAACAACCAUUUUUAUCUUA